AUGCCGACCUCCUACGCGGACGGCGGCGAGGCCAGGCGGCGGCCCGGCAAGGCGGCGCCGGACGCCACCAAGUGGGCCGCCGCCAGCCGCUCCUUCUCGCGCCCACCCACUGGCAGGUGGGGACUGGCCAAUGGGAGCAGGACACCCAUCCGCAGCCGCGGCUCGAUGCGCGAUCUGAUGGACGCCGCGAUGAGCCCCGUCGCGGGAACCCCGGAAGCCGCCAGCCCGCGCGCCGCCGACGGCUCUGCCGUGCCGCCGCUGGCGUCGCUCGCCAAGCCGUCGUCGUCAGGCGAUCUUUCGUCGCUUGGCGACGCGAACAGCGACAUUCCGUGGUGGUCCGUCGCUCUGCCGCUCGACUCCUCGGGCGGUGCCGCGUCGCCGCUCUUCUCCCCGCUUCUCUCGCCGUUGCCCGGCAAUUCCGGGUUGGGCGGCGAGGGCUUCGCGCUGUAUGGCGACUUGGGGCGGCUGGACGGCGAGUGGGACAGCCCCGAGGGGCGCCGCCAGUCAGACGUGUCCGUCGCCGGUGCUGCGGACGACGACGCUGGCGACGCUGCUGCUGCUGACGUCACACAAGGUGCGCGAGGUGGCGGUGCGGUUGGGGUGGGAGCAGCGGCGGGAGAAGGUUGGGGCGACGAGGCUCUCGGUAGCCGCGGCAGUGACGACCAUGUCGCUGCUGCCAGCGCGGCCAGAGGUACGAGUGAUGCCGGCGUGGCGCGCAGCAGCAGCAGCAGCGCGUGGGACGCGUGCGACGGCGACAUGAGCAGCAGCGGUGCUGCGGCGGGAAGGGGCGUGGGGGCGGACGUGCGAUCCCCCGCGAGUGGUGGGGAGGGCCGCGCGGAAGGGCGCGCGGAGGAGCACGCGGAGGCUGCUUGCCCUCACCCGGCGGAGACGCGGCAGGCGGAGGGCGCAGCAGCGGAGGCGGUGCAGGCAGAUUCAGUGCAGCCCGUGGUGAUAGAGGCGGUGCAAGAAGGCAGCGGGGCGAGUGGGGGUGAGCGGGAGCAGGUGGGCGGCGAGGCGAGUGGCGAGGCGGGUGCAGCGGGGCUGCAGAGGCGCUACCCCAGCUUCCGCGUGCGCGGCCAUGCGCCGGACAGCAGCGCGCAGGACCGCGAGCUUGUGCAGGCACCCGCCUUACCCGCGGCAGGGGCUGCUGCUAGGCCGGGCGUGAUGGUGGGGCAGAAGGGCGUGCUGCAGCUGUGGUCGCCCGGCAGCUCCCCCUCAGAUGUGUCCCCCUCCGCCCUCGCUGCCUCUGCCGCCGUGGCAGCAGCAGCAGAAGCAGCUGUCCGUGCGGCGGACACUGGCAGCGCCAGUGGCGAUGCCAUGGACAGCGCGGGAGCAUGGCGGCCCACCGCGCAUGUGGACGGCUCACCUCUCCCCGCAGGUGCCUUGUCAGUGGCGGCAGCAGCAGAGACGAGGUCCAAGCGCCGCCAUCCCAAGGCACCCGCAGCAGCAGCAGUGGCGGCAGCGGCAGGGGGGCCAUCAGCGGCGUCCCCGCGGGGGGCGUGGCGCAGCGCGGAGGCGAGGAGCAGCCGGCGGCGGCGCAGGGCGCAGCAGAGGCGGGCGGGCGCGCGCGGGGCGAGCGGGUCGUCGGGGGAGUCGGACGAUGACUUCUGGGGCGUGGGGCAAAGCGAGGGGCGCGCGGAGGGGCAGACGGAGGCGGACGGGGUCCAUGGGGCCGUGGGGGGGCUGCCUACAGGGGUGGUGGCGCCGUGUGAGAGCAGCGCUGCUGCUGCUGCUGCUGGUGCUGGUGCUGGUGCUGGUGGUGGUGGUGUUGAUACAGGCAGUGAUGGGCGUGGCAGUGCGGGUGCAGCUGUGGAGGCAGCGAGUGGCAUGGCGGAGUGCAGCAGCGUGGAGUUGCGGCAGGGAGGGAGCAGCGACGCGACAGCAGGGCGCAUGGCAGCUGAUGGUGCUGCCGUGCCAUGUGACGAGUCUCAGCAGCCGGCCCCCUCCGCUGCACGCACGCCGUCUCGCUUCGCGUCCCUCAGGCAGCGCUGGGAGCACGGCGGCGCUGCUGCUGAUGGUGGUGCUGCUGACAGCGAUGGGGAUGGUGAUGGCAACGCGCGUGACAGCCAGGGACACGGUACACCACGGCAGCAGCAGGCGCAGGGAGAGGGAGAGCGAGAGGGAGAGGGAGGGGGAGGGGGAGGGGGCGGCAAGCAGCGUGCAGGGGGGGUGGGUGGGGAGUGGCAGAGGCAGCAGGGUGCAGGGUUGGGGGCAGGGGUGGGGGCGCGAGGGGCAGCAGGUGGGGGAGGGUGGGUGGGGAGAGGGGCCGCAGAGGGCAGUGCGCCUGGCGGGCAGGCAAGGGCGGGUGGAGGCGGAGGGGGGCGCGUGGCGGAGCUGAGGGCGCGCUUGGCGGGGGGAGCAUGGGGGCAGGGGGCGGGAGCAGCACGAGGGGCAGGGGGCUGGGCGGGUGACGCGGUGGCGCUAGCAGCUGCGGCAGGGGAUGGGGACGGGCAAGCGAAUGGGGAGAGGGGAGGGGCGCGGGCAGGAGGGGGCAGCAACGUGGUGGUGCUGACGUGCCCGCAGGUGGGCCGGCAGCAGCGGCAGCAGGGCGAUGAAGCUGCUGGCGGCGCUGGUGGCAGUGACAAUGGUGAUGGUGGUGGCAGUGGCGGCCAUGCGGGUGGCGCAGCAGCGGAGUGCACGGUGCACCUCAUUGGCACGGCGCACGUCUCCAAGGUGGUGUUCCUGGAGGUGUGCUCCGACCGCGUCGCCAUGCUCAUGCCCAUGGACCACCUGCAGCUGCCAUCACUGGCGGAGCUCAUGGCGGUGUGGCGCAGCAACAAGUCCAACUCCUUCGCGCUGCUCUACGGCUACCUGCUCGCCAAGCCCCCCUCGCUCGCUCGCUGCCAUGGUAACGUGCCCCGCCCUCUUUCAGACUCAGAGCGCGUGUCUCCCCCCUCCCCCCGGCAGGUGGCGGCGCGCAUGGAGGUGUGUCCCGGGGCGGAGUUCCGAGCGGCGUACGAGGAGGCCGUGGCGUGUGGCGCUGUCGUCAAACUCGGCGACCGCCCCGUGCAGGUGGGUGGGGGUGCUUGGGGUUGUUGCUUGCAGGGGAAGCGUGCAGGUGGGUUUGGAAAGAGGGGAGCGUGCAGGAGGGGAGGGGGGGGCGAGCAGGUGGGGAGGGGGGGUGUGCAGGUGGGGAGGGGGGGGCGAGCAGGUGGGGAGGGGGGGUGUGCAGGUGGGGAGGGGGGGGGCGAUCAGGUGGGGAGGGGGGGUGUGCAGGAGGGGAGGGGGGGGCGAGCAGGUGGGGAGGGGGGGUGUGCAGGUGGGGAGGGGGGGGCGAGCAGGUGGGGAGGGGGGGUGUGCAGGUGGGGAGGGGGGGGCGAGCAGGUGGGGAGGGGGGGUGUGCAGGUGGGGAGGGGGGGGCGAGCAGGUGGGGAGGGGGGGUGUGCAGGAGGGGAGGGGGGGGCGAACAGGUGGGGAGGGGGGGUGUGCAGGUGGGGAGGGGGGGGCGAGCAGGUGGGGAGGGGGGGUGUGCAGGAGGGGAGGGGGGGGCGAGCAGGUGGGGAGGGGGGGUGUGCAGGUGGGGAGGGGGGGGCGAGCAGGUGGGGAGGGGGGGUGUGCAGGAGGGGAGGGGGGGGCGAACAGGUGGGGAGGGGGGGUGUGCAGGUGGGGAGGGGGGGCGAGCAGGUGGGGAGGGGGGGUGUGCAGGUGGGGAGGGGGGGGCGAGCAGGUGGGGAGGGGGGGUGUGCAGGUGGGGAGGUGGGGCGUGCAGGUGGGGAUGGGGGGUGUGCAGGUGGGGAGGGGGGGGCGAGCAGGUGGGGAGGGGGGGUGUGCAGGAGGGGAGGGGGGGGCGAGCAGGUGGGGAGGGGGGGUGUGCAGGUGGGGAGGGGGGGGCGAGCAGGUGGGGAGGGGGGGUGUGCAGGAGGGGAGGGGGGGGCGAACAGGUGGGGAGGGGGGGUGUGCAGGUGGGGAGGGGGGGCGAGCAGGUGGGGAGGGGGGGUGUGCAGGUGGGGAGGGGGGGGCGAGCAGGUGGGGAGGGGGGGUGUGCAGGUGGGGAGGUGGGGCGUGCAGGUGGGGAUUGGGGGUGUGCAGGUGGGGAGGUGGGCCGUGCAGGUGGGGAGGUGGGGCGUGCAGGUGGGGAGGGGGGGCCGAGCAGGUGGGGAGGGGGGGUGUGCAGGUGGGGAGGGGGGGGCGAGCAGGUGGGGAGGGGGGGUGUGCAGGAGGGGAGGGGGGGGCGAACAGGUGGGGAGGGGGGGUGUGCAGGUGGGGAGGGGGGGCGAGCAGGUGGGGAGGGGGGGUGUGCAGGUGGGGAGGGGGGGGCGAGCAGGUGGGGAGGGGGGGUGUGCAGGUGGGGAGGUGGGGCGUGCAGGUGGGGAGGGGGGGUUUGCAGGUGGGGAGGUGGGGCGUGCAGGUGGGGAGGGGGGGUGUGCAGGUGGGGAGGUGGGCCGUGCAGGUGGGGAGGUGGGGCGUGCAGGUGGGGAGGUGGGCCGUGCAGGUGGGGAGGUGGGGCGUGCAGGUGGGGAGGUGGGGCGUGCAGGUGGGGAGGGGGGGGCGUGUGAGGGGCGGCUGCAUGCCCAAGUGGAAGGCAACGAGUUGUUGGCAGCCAUUCACCACGACGCCGCUUGCCCUUCAACGCCCCUCUAUCCCCCCUCCUCCUCCCCCUCCCCCUCCUCCCUCUCCUCUACCUGGCGUGCAUGGCAUGACAUGGCAUGGCAUGGCAUGGUGACGCUGAGGCGCACGUGGGCCAUGAUGAGCCGCUGGCACCGAGUGAAGCUGGUGGCAAUGCUGCUGCUGCAGGCGCUCUGGCUGCCCUCCAAGGCUGAGCUCGACCACCUCGUGGAGGAGCUCAAGUCGUCGGACCUGCUGUCACUCGCCGUGGCGGAGAUGGGCCGUGCCUUCCCCUCGCUGCUGCACACCCUCAUCCACGAGCGCGACCUGUACAUGGCGUGCAUGCUGCGGCACGUGGCCAAGAGGAGCUUGCGCGUGGUGGCGGUGGUGGGCAAGGGGCACGUGGCGGGCAUCACCGCCCACUGGACGCGCACCGACAUUGAUGUGAGCGCACCGACAUUGAUGUGA
Messenger RNA from Closterium sp. Naga37s-1, 5013 nucleotides. Lineage: Eukaryota; Viridiplantae; Streptophyta; Zygnematophyceae; Desmidiales; Closteriaceae. The record is from the annotation of a GenBank genome assembly.